CAUCCGAUCCGGGCAAAUUACCAAAGCAUUUGACGGUUGACACAUUGCAAUAUAAAGGACUAGUAAAAAAAAUUCUAGAUAGGAAGUGGGUCGGUCUCAAAAUAAAUGAGUUGUUAGUUGUAGAAUAUUAUUCUCGCCAGACUUGAACUUAACGAAAAAAGGAAAGGUUCAUAGAAUUUUUUUCCCCUUCCCCUUUCCCCGAACUAAAUCGACCUAAGGCUCUUAAUUCGUAUUUUCCCGUUCACCUAGCAGAAAUAGAUUAACCCUAGGAUACUUUUUUCUUUUUUGUUAUUUCCUCGAUGUGUAUUUUACAUACCACAGUAAUUUGCUAUAGAGAAUUUCUAUUAAUUAAAGGUAUUAUUGUUGGAAUAAAUUGUUAUUUAAUUUGAUACAUUGUGAUCGCUAACAUUGAUGAAUUAAGAGAAACGGAAAGAGAGGGAUUCGAACCCUCGGUAAACAAAAGUCUACAUAGCAGUUCCAAUGCUACGCCUUGAACCGCUCGGCCAUCUCUCCUACAUAAUCUUAUUAUGGAAAAUAAACUGAGUGAAUAGCGAGUUUUCGUAUUCCUGCAGUACAGGUACAGCCACAACGGCUCGGGAAUUCCAUGGCUCUAUUGGAUUGGAUGGAAAAAUUCCUUUUCAUCUAAGUGGAAGGAUCCUGUAUUUUUUUACUAGGAAUUCUGCUCCCUCGAAAAGUUUUUCUUUGGGGAAAACCAAAAUAAAAAGAGAAUGGAAGAAUUCUUCUUAUUCCAUAAGAAAAUAAAGGAACCCUAGAAUUCCAUUUGCAUAAGGUACAUUACGCCAUACAAUCUAAAUAUAAAAGGGGUAUGGGGCAAUUAAUGACUUUGAAAACGCGAAAUAGCUGAUGAGGGAAGUUGUUGUUGAGAAAUAGGAAAGUGGAAUGAAAUCCAGUCUUAGUCAAAUAUUUCAUAUCUCUUCUCUUCUUGUCCAAACAGAAGGAAAAGGAGACAAUUUGAGCUGAGCGGAAAAUCCAUAUCUCUCUUAUCCAUUUAGAGCAUAUGGAUCGAUUUAUAAGAAUCGAAUGUUUUGUUUUUAUGUUAUUUUGUGAUAGAAUGAAAAGAAUUCUAUAUAGAAUGGGUUGGGAAUUAUGCCUAGAUCCCGUAUAAAUGGAAAUUUCAUUGAUAAGACCUCCUCGAUUGUAGCCAAUAUUUUAUUGCAAAUAAUUCCGACAACCUCCGGGGAAAAAAGGGCAUUUACUUAUUAUAGAGAUGGUGCGAUUUGACUCUUUUUUUUUUUAGCCCUACCUAUAUCUCAUUCUUACGAGAAAGAGAGAGGGUUCGCAUAGAGAGAACAAAAUUAGUAAAGGAAACCCGCGCUUGGGGAAGGUGAGGUGAACUAACAAUUCCUUCUGUCGUGUAUCCUCGAUUGAUGUGGCCUCAGAUGCUUCAAUUGUAGAUUUGAGUAUUGAGCGAAAGGUUACACCUACAGGAUAGGUUCUGUAUUACAGGGCAAUCCGACUCUACUAGUACCAAUAGGCAGCAUAGGGGAGAAAAGCACUACACCACGAAAUAGGAAUCAACAAGAGAAAAACUUUGUUAGAAAUUAGCCCUUUCCUGAUUGGUAUCAGGGUUGGGAAGAAUGGUUGGGAUAACAAACAACCAUCAGGUUUGUACUUUGGAUACCCUUAUAACCAUCAAAGGUCGUUGAAGUGGCUAAUUCCUCUAAAUAGGAGGCGUUGAGAACAAAGAAAUUCUUGGAGCUAUCGUUUUCCUCUAGCAUUAAUAUAAUUCAUUGGUGUUAAGAAAAACCUCUUGGGGGAAGGUUGGCUAGAGAUUUCUUGGAAAAAUACCAGCCCCCUUCGGUCCAUAAUGAGAUGGGACUAAUUCGAUUUUUAUUCUAUAGAUUUUUCGCUUAGUACUAUGUAUAGAAGGGAGAAGCCGUAUGAGAUGAAAACCUCAUGUACGGUUUUGGAACGGAGAUUUUUUGAAUAGAAUGAACGACCGUAACGGAUGUUGGCUCAAUCCGAAGGAAAUUAUGCGGAAGCUUUGCAGAAUUAUUAUGAAGCUACGCGACUAGAAAUUGAUCCCUAUGAUCGAAGUUAUAUACUAUAUAACAUAGGCCUUAUACACACAAGCAAUGGAGAGCAUACAAAGGCUUUGGAAUAUUAUUUCCGGGCGCUAGAACGAAACCCCUUCUUACCGCAAGCUUUUAAUAAUAUGGCCGUGAUCUGUCAUUACGUGCGACUAUCUCCACUAUAGAAAGAAGAAAAAAAAGAAAGGAGGAAAUUUUCUAGUGAAUACUAGAAAAGAGGGCUUUCUACAUAGGGAUCGUCAAAACAACGAUUUUACCCUAUCAGCUGUAGGAAGGAAGGACACUUCACGAGAAUCAAAAUAGGAAGAAAGUAGAGCCUAUACUACUAUUCUAUGGAUAAAGCUGAAAUUGAUAGAGAAAACACCGUAAAGAUCAAUUAGUGAGCGACUGGGUCGAUACAACUAAAAAAAACUGCUUCAUUAUACCACGAUAUGGGACAAAAUUUAGGAAUCCGCUUAUGUAAUAAAGCCGAUCCACUAAGGGAUUAAGCAGCGGUGUAGUAUCAGAUCCCAAAGAUAGUAAGUUCUUUUUUCUUUCUUAUGGAAAAAGGUCUUUUUCCAGGAUUCUAUAGAAAUUUCAUAUAUGAAAGAAACGAAACCGAGAUAGUUACCUUUCAGAAAAUUCGAACGAAGGAUAUAGGUCUAUCUAUGCUUCAUUCUUCUGAAGGUGGGAGAAAAGAUCAAACUGAUUAUUGAUCAAAAUUAGGGUUUGAAACUUAGGUAAUUAACUUCUUCUGCUUAACCCAAGAAGAAAUUGGAUUGAUUUUUGAGAAAUCGAAUUCAGUUAAGAUAGGGGAAAUUAAGAUAGCAAUUUCUGAGCCGUAUGAGGUAGGAAACUCUCAAGUACGGUUCUAGGGAAAGGAACUGCCUAUUCCAACCGAGGAGAACAGGCCAUUCUACAGGGCGAUUCGGAAAUUGCGGAAGCUUGGUUUGAUCAAGCUGCUGAGUAUUGGAAACAAGCUAUAGCGCUUACUCCAGGAAAUUAUAUUGAAGCACAGAACUGGUUAAAGAUUACGAAGCGCUUUGAAUUUGAAUAAGACCACUCUCCAUUUUCAUAAAAAGGGUGGUUUGGUUGAAAAUCAAAUCAAGAAUUUCAUUAUAUCCCUUUCUUCUACCUUCAAUUUUAUAUCAUAUUUCAUAAGGAUAAACAAUAGGGAUAGGCUCUGGAACAGAAGUAAUAAAGUACAUAAAAAUCGGCAAUCUAAAUAUUCCUACCUAAUAUAUCAGGACGGUCUUAUUAAUAAUUCUAAUGAGUUAUCUUGGAAUUUUGAAUCGAAUCAAAAAAUCUAUAUUAUGCUCACUCAAGGAAAGUAGAUGUAGAUAGGGGCUUAUACCCUCAGAAAAAAAAUACACCAGCUUCUUAAAUUAAAACGUAAAAAAAGAUUUUUUUGUUAUGUCGGGAAAUAAUUUUCCAGAAUAACCAAUGUCCGUUAGGCACCUAAUCCUUAUGUCAUAAUAGAUCCGAACACUUGCCUCGGAUUGACUUCAAUAUAUAAUUGCUCCAGUGAAUAACUAAAAAAAAAAAAUAGAAGGACGGUAGAUAGUAAAGAAAAGGACUAAUCAUAAUAUCUAUCUUUAAAAGAUUCAAUAAAAAGACAGUUGGCGGGUCUCUUUGUAUGUCUUGUCCGGAAAGAGGAGGACUUAAUGAUUAUUCGUUCGUCGGAACCAGAAGUUAAAAUUGCUGUGGAUAGGGAUCCUAUAAAAACAUCUUUUGAGGAAUGGGCCAGACCCGGGCAUUUCUCAAGAACAAUAGCUAAGGGCCCCGAUACUACCACUUGGAUCUGGAACCUACAUGCUGAUGCUCACGAUUUCGAUAGUCAUACCGGUGAUUUGGAGGAGAUCUCCCGAAAAGUCUUUAGUGCUCAUUUCGGCCAACUCUCCAUUAUCUUUCUUUGGUUGAGUGGCAUGUACUUCCACGGUGCCCGUUUUUCCAAUUAUGAAGCAUGGCUAAGCGAUCCUACUCACAUUGGACCCAGUGCUCAGGUAGUUUGGCCAAUAGUAGGACAAGAAAUUUUGAAUGGUGAUGUAGGCGGGGGUUUCCGAGGAAUCCAAAUAACCUCUGGUUUUUUUCAGAUUUGGCGAGCAUCCGGAAUAACUAGUGAAUUACAACUCUAUUGUACCGCAAUUGGUGCAUUGAUUUUUGCAUCGUUAAUGCUUUUUGCCGGUUGGUUCCAUUAUCACAAAGCCGCUCCCAAAUUGGCCUGGUUCCAAGAUGUAGAAUCCAUGUUGAAUCACCACUUAGCGGGAUUAUUAGGACUUGGGUCUCUUUCUUGGGCGGGACACCAAAUCCAUGUAUCUUUACCGAUUAACCAAUUUCUCGACGCUGGGGUUGAUCCUAAAGAGAUACCACUUCCUCAUGAAUUUAUCUUGAAUCGCGACCUUUUGGCUCAACUUUAUCCUAGUUUUGCCGAAGGAGCAACCCCUUUUUUCACCUUGAAUUGGUCCAAAUAUGCGGAAUUUCUUAGUUUUCGCGGAGGACUAGAUCCAAUAACCGGUGGUCUAUGGUUGAGCGAUAUUGCACACCAUCAUUUAGCUAUUGCUAUUCUUUUCCUGAUCGCUGGUCAUAUGUAUAGGACCAAUUGGGGUAUUGGUCAUGGACUUAAAGAUAUUUUGGAGGCUCAUAAGGGCCCAUUUACAGGACAAGGCCAUAAAGGUCUCUAUGAAAUCCUAACAACGUCAUGGCAUGCUCAAUUAUCUCUUAACCUAGCUAUGCUAGGCUCUACAACUAUUGUUGUAGCUCAUCAUAUGUACUCUAUGCCCCCCUAUCCAUACCUAGCUACUGACUACGGUACACAACUUUCCUUGUUCACACACCACAUGUGGAUUGGCGGAUUUCUAAUAGUUGGUGCUGCUGCACAUGCAGCCAUUUUUAUGGUAAGAGACUAUGAUCCAACUACUCGAUACAACGAUCUAUUAGAUCGCGUCCUUAGACACCGCGAUGCAAUCAUAUCCCACCUUAACUGGGUAUGUAUAUUUCUGGGUUUUCACAGUUUUGGCUUGUACAUUCAUAAUGAUACCAUGAGUGCUUUAGGCCGUCCCCAAGAUAUGUUUUCGGAUACCGCCAUACAAUUACAACCCAUCUUUGCUCAAUGGAUACAAAAUAUCCAUGCUGGCGCGCCUGGCGUAACAGCUCCUGGUGCAACAACAAGUACCAGCUUAACGUGGGGAGGCGGCGAGUUAGUAGCUAUAGGCGGCAAAGUAGCUUUGUUACCUAUUCCAUUAGGAACCGCAGAUUUUUUAGUCCAUCACAUUCACGCAUUUACCAUCCAUGUGACUGUAUUAAUACUUUUGAAAGGUGUUUUAUUUGCUCGCAGUUCCCGUCUGAUACCUGAUAAAGCAAAUCUUGGCUUUCGCUUCCCUUGCGACGGACCUGGGCGAGGGGGAACAUGUCAAGUAUCCGCCUGGGAUCAUGUUUUCUUAGGUCUAUUCUGGAUGUACAAUUCUAUUUCGGUAGUCAUUUUCCAUUUCAGUUGGAAAAUGCAGUCGGAUGUUUGGGGUACUAUAAGUGAUCAAGGGAUAGUAACUCAUAUCACAGGGGGAAACUUUGCGCAGAGUUCCAUUACGAUUAAUGGUUGGCUUCGAGAUUUCUUGUGGGCACAGGCAUCCCAAGUAAUUCAGUCUUAUGGUUCUUCAUUAUCUGCAUAUGGUCUUUUUUUCUUAGGCGCUCAUUUUGUCUGGGCUUUCAGUUUAAUGUUUUUAUUCAGCGGCCGUGGUUAUUGGCAAGAACUCAUUGAAUCUAUCGUUUGGGCUCAUAACAAAUUAAAAGUUGCUCCUGCUACUCAGCCUAGAGCCUUGAGCAUUAUACAAGGACGUGCUGUAGGAGUAACCCAUUACCUUCUGGGUGGAAUUGCCACAACAUGGGCAUUCUUCUUAGCGAGAAUUAUUGCAGUAGGAUAGUGGCUAGGAGGAUUUGAAAGGCAUUAUGGAAUUAAGAUUUCCCAGGUUUAGCCAAGGCUUAGCUCAGGACCCCACUACUCGUCGUAUUUGGUUUGGUAUUGCUACCGCACAUGAUUUCGAAAGUCAUGAUGAUAUUACUGAGGAACGUCUUUAUCAGAACAUUUUUGCUUCUCACUUUGGGCAGUUAGCAAUAAUCUUUCUAUGGACGUCCGGAAAUCUGUUUCAUGUAGCUUGGCAAGGAAAUUUUGAAUCAUGGAUACAGGAUCCUUUACACGUAAGACCUAUUGCUCAUGCCAUUUGGGAUCCUCAUUUUGGGCAACCCGCUGUGGAAGCCUUUACUCGAGGAGGUGCUGCCGGUCCAGUGAAUAUCGCUUAUUCUGGGGUUUAUCAGUGGUGGUAUACAAUUGGAUUGCGCACCAAUGAAGAUCUUUAUACUGGAGCUCUUUUUCUAUUAUUUCUUUCUACGCUAUCCUUAAUAGGGGGUUGGUUACAUCUACAACCCAAAUGGAAGCCAAGCCUUUCGUGGUUCAAAAACGCCGAAUCUCGUCUGAAUCAUCAUUUGUCAGGACUUUUCGGAGUAAGUUCUUUGGCUUGGACAGGACAUUUAGUUCAUGUUGCUAUUCCCGGAUCCAGGGGGGAGUACGUUCGAUGGAAUAAUUUCUUAGAUGUAUUACCCUAUCCCCAGGGGUUGGGUCCCCUUCUGACGGGUCAGUGGAAUCUUUAUGCCCAAAAUCCUGAUUCGAGUAAUCAUUUAUUUGGUACCACUCAAGGAGCGGGAACUGCCAUUCUGACCCUUCUUGGGGGAUUCCAUCCACAAACACAAAGUUUGUGGCUGACCGAUAUUGCUCAUCAUCAUUUAGCUAUUGCAUUUAUUUUUCUCAUUGCCGGUCAUAUGUAUCGAACUAACUUCGGAAUUGGGCACAGUAUCAAAGAUCUUUUAGAAGCACAUACUCCUCCGGGGGGUCGAUUAGGACGUGGGCAUAAAGGCCUUUAUGAUACAAUCAAUAAUUCGAUUCAUUUUCAAUUAGGCCUUGCUCUAGCUUCCUUAGGGGUUAUUACUUCCUUAGUAGCUCAACAUAUGUACUCUUUACCUGCUUAUGCAUUCAUAGCACAAGACUUUACUACUCAAGCUGCUUUAUAUACUCAUCACCAAUACAUUGCAGGGUUCAUCAUGACAGGGGCUUUUGCUCAUGGAGCUAUUUUUUUCAUUAGGGAUUACAAUCCGGAACAGAAUGAAGAUAAUGUAUUGGCAAGAAUGUUAGACCAUAAGGAAGCUAUCAUAUCUCAUUUAAGUUGGGCUAGCCUCUUCCUAGGAUUCCAUACCUUGGGCCUUUAUGUUCAUAACGACGUUAUGCUUGCUUUUGGUACUCCAGAAAAGCAAAUCUUGAUUGAACCUAUAUUUGCCCAAUGGAUACAAUCUGCUCAUGGUAAGACGACAUAUGGGUUCGAUAUACUCUUAUCUUCAACGAAUGGCCCCGCUUUCAAUGCAGGUCGAAACAUAUGGUUGCCCGGAUGGUUGAAUGCUGUUAAUGAGAAUAGUAAUUCGCUUUUCUUAACAAUAGGACCUGGGGAUUUCUUGGUUCAUCAUGCUAUUGCUCUAGGUUUGCAUACAACUACAUUGAUUUUAGUAAAGGGUGCUUUAGAUGCACGCGGUUCCAAAUUAAUGCCGGAUAAAAAGGAUUUCGGGUAUAGUUUUCCUUGCGACGGCCCAGGGCGCGGCGGUACUUGUGAUAUUUCUGCUUGGGACGCGUUUUAUUUGGCAGUUUUCUGGAUGUUAAAUACCAUUGGAUGGGUUACUUUUUAUUGGCAUUGGAAACACAUUACAUUAUGGCAGGGCAACGUUUCACAAUUUAAUGAAUCCUCCACUUAUUUGAUGGGAUGGUUAAGAGAUUACCUAUGGUUAAACUCUUCACAACUUAUUAAUGGAUAUAAUCCUUUUGGGAUGAAUAGUUUAUCAGUAUGGGCUUGGAUGUUCUUAUUUGGACAUCUUGUUUGGGCUACAGGAUUUAUGUUCUUAAUUUCCUGGCGUGGAUAUUGGCAGGAAUUAAUUGAGACUUUAGCAUGGGCUCAUGAACGGACACCUUUGGCUAAUUUAAUUCGCUGGAGAGAUAAGCCCGUGGCUCUUUCCAUUGUGCAAGCAAGAUUGGUCGGAUUAGCCCACUUUUCCGUGGGUUAUAUAUUCACUUAUGCAGCUUUCUUGAUUGCCUCAACAUCAGGCAAGUUUGGUUAAUUUAGUUAUUUUUUUUUUGUACUGUAUCAGAACCCAGUUCAUUACUCUUGAUGGAGAGGGAGGAUCCGCCUUUUUAGAUUUUUGCUAUUUAUUUUUUCUAUCUAGGAUUAGAACCAUAUACUUGGUAAUAAUAGGAACGGCACAUUAUGGCAAAAAAAAGUUUGAUUCAGAGGGAGAAGAAGCGGCAGAAAUUAGAACAAAAAUAUCAUUUGAUUCGUCGAUCCUCAAAAAAAAAGAUAAGAAGCAAAGUUUCCCCUUUGAGUUUGAG
Messenger RNA from Zea mays, 8445 nucleotides. Its product is annotated as photosystem I P700 chlorophyll a apoprotein A2. Gene Ontology annotation, cellular component: thylakoid; chloroplast thylakoid membrane; photosystem I. The record is from RefSeq and is a predicted model, not a curated record. The transcript has a single exon. NCBI's taxonomy places the organism in Eukaryota, Viridiplantae, Streptophyta, Magnoliopsida, Poales, Poaceae. The coding region runs from base 5973 to 8177 and encodes 734 amino acids. Gene Ontology annotation, biological process: photosynthesis.